Psylliodes chrysocephalus is the source of this 608-nucleotide messenger RNA. The record is from the annotation of a GenBank genome assembly. Lineage: Eukaryota; Metazoa; Arthropoda; Insecta; Coleoptera; Chrysomelidae.
ACUUGUCACUUCCGGCUGAUGAUGUUGACAUUUUAAAAUUUUUAAAUAACAUUAAAAAAUGGGAAAAUUGAGUUUACAAAUAAACGCAACACUUGAAGGUCUUGAGGAAUUAUACACUAAUCACCCCGAAUAUAAUUUUCUAAUAAAAGUGAAAUGUACAAGUUGUGGAGAAGAAUCUGAUAAGUGGCAUGAUGUGUCUGAAGCCACAACAUUCCCUGGGAAAACCGGAAAAUCUGAAAACAAUUUUAUAGCCAAAUGCAAACUGUGUGGAAGGGAAAACAGUCUGAAUAUUGUCCCUGGAAGUAACGGGAAAUAUACUAAUGAAGAUGCCGGAAAAUAUAAAACUAUAGUUACUUUUGAUUGUAGAGGAAUCGAACCUACUCAAUUCACUCCUGGAGAUGGUUGGAUAGCUAAAGUUGAAGAAAGUGGGAAAUUGUUUGAAAAUAUUAAUUUAAGCGAAAAAGAAUGGGUAGAAUAUGACGAAAAGAGCAAACAGUCUGUUGGCAUUUACGAAUUUGAGUCUAAGUUUGUCACUACUAAAUAAUUUUGCAGGAAAUAAUAUGUACUGCAAUUGAUUUUUGAAAUUUAUAAUUAUUUUCUUAUUAAAC